AUGAAAUAAAGUAGCAGAAAGUCAAUUAUGAGCUUAAGUGUUGAAGCGCAAAAAUAAAUUAUUAUAAAAGAAUUUUAGAAGCUAAAAGUUUCUUCAACUUAGAAGCUGAACAAGGAUGAGUUAUUUUAGAUUUUAGAUAAAAAACUAGGAAAAUAGUAUGAUAGAUCUAUAGCAAACCAGUUAAUUGAUAAAUUAGAUACAGAUGAGGAUGGAAAAUUCUAAGCCAGCCAGUUUUUUAGCAUAGUUAUUGAAGCAAGCCAAACCCUGCAAGAUAAAAUAGAGUAAAAUAGAGAUUUUUUACAGGAGCUAACUUAAAAGAGGAAAAAUGUCUACAAAAAAUAUGAAGAAGAAAUGCAAAAAGAAAAGAAAAAUGAGUAUAAUAUUAUGGAAGGAUCGAUAUUCUCAAUCAAGCCAAUUAAAAUUCUUUCGAUCGAUAAAAAAAUUAUGAAAGAUGAAGAUAGAACAUAUCUUAAGGAAGAAUAUUAUGUCAAAGUUAUUUGUGAUAAAUACAGCGACAAUGUAGCUUGGGAUUAAACAUCUUCUUUUCCAAUUAAAACAUCUACAGAAGAUAUUUUUGUUGCUCUAUUUAAAACUGAUGGAGAUGAGCCAGUAGCAAAAACAGAUUUAAUUCAGUUAAAUGGAUUGAGGGAUUAAAAAAAAGUAUAGAGUGAUGUUUAUAUGAACUCUUUUGAUGGCAAGAAAAAACAAUUCUACUAAAUUUAGCUAGAGCUAUAAUGGAUUCAUUCAAAAACUGAGAUAUAUGAAGAAAUUAUUUAGGACUGGGAUAAUUAAAUAAGGCAAAAUGAAGAGGAUUUAAAUGGCUACUAAAAUGAUCUUAUUAUUUUAUUGGAACCUUUUCCUGGGCUUUCUUCUAUAAUUAAAUAAAUGGAAAGUUAACAAGAAAACUUUCAAUUUGAGUCAACAAGUGGUAUGAACUUAAACACUAGAGAACUCAAAAAUAGAAACUCUUUUACAUACGAUUCUAAUAUUUUAAUUCCUUCUUCUCAGUAGAGCAUAUAGGUUCAAGAUGUGUUCAAAACUUUAGGAUAUUCAAAUUUUGCAUAUAUGAUAAUGGCUUUAAUACUGUCUUAUGAGAGAGUCCUAACGUUAGAUAUGCUUAUAUGUAUGAGCUAUUUCAUUGAGAUAUACACUAAAGGCGAAUAUAAUGUUAAUAAUUUUAAAUCAUAUUCAUUAGUCACAAUUGCUUCUAUAACAUUUGAUAUCAUUUGGCUUGUGCUUUUCACAGUCAAAUGGUGGUCUGAUGAAAUACCUAAUUAAAAUCUAUAGAGAGCAGUUGUUGUUUUAAGCUGUAUUUAUUUAGCACUUAAAAUUUAUUUAUCAUCACUAUACCUCUAUCUAUACAGAGAUUACAGUAAAAAUCCUGAACAAAAGCUUUAAGAUAAUAUGACUUUUCAUUCUUCACCAAAAGCUUCUUUUGCUAUCUAAGAAAAUAUAGCUGUUCCUGGUAUUUGA
Messenger RNA from Tetrahymena thermophila SB210, 1473 nucleotides. RefSeq names its product transmembrane protein, putative. Lineage: Eukaryota; Ciliophora; Oligohymenophorea; Hymenostomatida; Tetrahymenidae. The transcript has 7 exons. The record is from RefSeq and is a predicted model, not a curated record.